AUGAUGGUUCAUUUAUUCCUUCCUCUGUUCAACGGUCUUAAUUUGUUAAUGCUACCCAAGGCUGCAGCUUUCUCUCUGUCUCACCAAGAGUACCCCACACCUUCGCUACCCGUAAAUUCUCUCCCUCUAAAUAAACUUUGUUGUAAGACUGAAUUUUUUGUCAUAUUGUUACGUAAAGAGAAACCACACUCUAUGCUAUAUAGGGCACUCAUAAAUGGGUCUAACAAAAUUAAUUUUCAAGAAAUUAACAUAACUUACUGUUUGCUCCUAAUUUUCAAGAAAGACAAGUUGUUGUAUAGCUUGCUUUUGCAUUUUGAUUUGAAGUUACUCCUAAUGAGUUUUGUGUUUGAGGUGGUGGUUUUGAGAGAAAUGGGUAGUGAUGGUGUUGAUCCUGCUUCUGCUUACUUUCUCAGUCGUGUUUUACCAAUCACCUUCAUAUGUGUAUGUAUAAGAUUUUGGAGAACUCCCUAG
Ilex paraguariensis (yerba mate) is the source of this 471-nucleotide messenger RNA. NCBI's taxonomy places the organism in Eukaryota, Viridiplantae, Streptophyta, Magnoliopsida, Aquifoliales, Aquifoliaceae. The record is from the annotation of a GenBank genome assembly.